AUGGUGUUCAAGUUCAACAUCAUUGGCCGCAAGUUGCCCCACGUGCAUCGAGUCACUAGCACUAAUGCCUUAAUGUCGUUCAUACCCAUUCGCUGCAACAUCGGGGAUAUUCCACGCAGCGGUGGACGCGGGAGGCGGGCCACAAAUAAAGAGCAUGGUGCCCGUCGUUCGGUCUUUUCGGGGGCAUUCGUCAUUACUGCGGAAGCCCUUCUGAAUGCUGGGCCAUCGACUCUGUCCGGUUUCUUGCUAGUCGAUCGAGGUUUCAGGAGUGACAACUUCAAGCAAGCCCUGCAUUUCGAGUGA
Molecule: messenger RNA, 303 nt
Organism: Phytophthora nicotianae INRA-310
Lineage: Eukaryota; Oomycota; Peronosporomycetes; Peronosporales; Peronosporaceae
Exons: 3
Coding region: 1-303 (100 amino acids)
Source: RefSeq, a predicted model, not a curated record